AUGCGCGCAAAGGACCUGUAUAUCCGUAACAAGCUCUCAAUCUUUUGUGCCUAAAAAAUGCAGGACUUCUACCUUUCAGAAAUCUUUUUUCAUUAGAACCACUAGAAUCUGGAACCUGCUUAUUACUAGACUUGACCUAGAUAACGUUACUUCUGAGAACUUUAGAUCUGUUCCUUAUGGUUAUUACUCGCAGGCUCUAGCAAUAAACUAUGACCCAGACUCUCCAAGAAGCUUCAAAAGUAUUUGCCUGAAAUGUAACACAGCCAGGUUUUUAGACCAGGAAAUUAGCUGCUGCAUGUGAUUUAAAUUGCUACUCAUAUCUUUUUAUUUUUUGUGUCCGCAGUAAUUGGAUUUAGCUGUUGCGGUGUCCCUGCCCUAAUAUUUAAGCUAUUAUUAGUGUAUUGUUACGUUCUUAUUACUAGUGUUUGCAUAUCUACAGUGUUUUUUUUUCGUUUUUUUUUUAUUCUUCAAGGCAAAGCUAAUAAAAUAAAAUAAAAAUAAAUUUCUUGGGCACCUGUGAAUGCUAAAACUGAAGACGACGAUUCUACCGUCAGAAGAACCACCCGACAAAGCCAAAAAUGAAGAACGUUAUGCGGAACUUAUACAGUUUUUAGACAACAAAGGCCUCUCAUUAGUAAUGAGGGAUGCUGCCGAUGACAGUAGGAAGGCUCUGAAGAUCUUGCGAGCGCAUUAUGCCAGCCAAAGUAACCCGCGAAUAAUAACGCUCUACACCGAGUUGACAUCGCUUGAGAUGGGAACAAACGAGACAGUUACAGGGUACUUGAUUAGGACUGAAAAGGCAAUCAUGGCUCUCAGAAACGCCAAGGAA
Porites lobata is the source of this 829-nucleotide messenger RNA. Lineage: Eukaryota; Metazoa; Cnidaria; Anthozoa; Scleractinia; Poritidae. The record is from the annotation of a GenBank genome assembly.